AUGGCCUCUGGUAACCAUCUUCUCUCUGCAGCUUUGCUCCUGUUGGUAGCAUCCUUUUUCAUCUGUCAUGCCUAUGGGGUCACUGAAGAUGUCCUGGCCUCCAUUUGCUCCAACACCCAGAACCAGGAAAUCUGCGUGGAAAUAUUAGAAAGUGAUCCACGCACGAAAUCAGCAGACCUGCCUCUACUCUCAGCAAUAUCUUUAGAGCUAGCAAUGAAACGAGCUAGUAAAACUUUCGAUACUUUCUUGCAGUUUCGUGAUAAUUCUACUGACCCUGGCUUGAAAAGUUCUUACGGAAAAUGUGUGGAACUUUACCAGGACAUGAAAGACAAGCUCCAAGCUGAUCAGGAGUUGUCACGCAAGAAGCAGUUCAAGAAGAUCACUGAUCUGGGUGGAUUGACAACACUGGCUUACAAUUGUGAGAACGGGCUCCCUUCAGACUCACCAACUGGUGCCAUUACAGUCGAUAUGCUUCUCACCAUCCAGAGUGCAACUUAUGUCAAUCGAUUUGUUUCUCGAUCAGCUUAG
Theobroma umbraticum is the source of this 528-nucleotide messenger RNA. Its product is annotated as pectinesterase inhibitor-like. NCBI's taxonomy places the organism in Eukaryota, Viridiplantae, Streptophyta, Magnoliopsida, Malvales, Malvaceae. The record is from RefSeq and is a predicted model, not a curated record. Gene Ontology annotation, biological process: negative regulation of catalytic activity. Gene Ontology annotation, molecular function: pectinesterase inhibitor activity.